AUGCAGCACCGCCAGUCGAUAUCGCAGAAAGUACCAACAGGCUCAGAGGCUGUUGCUGCACUGUCGGACCAAAUCGCAUGCAUGAAAGUCCAAACAGACGAGCCGGCAACUGCCUCUACAACAUCAGAUGAUGGUGUUCCAUCAAGUUCACCACCCUGUCCACGGGCGCGACGAAUCGGCUAUUCGAGGAUUUGGGUGCACCUAAAGGGGACUCCAGGCUAUUUUAUCUGCGAAUGUUGCUAUCGGGAAAAUAUUGCGACAUCAUCCCUCAAAGGCCACUUCGAAGUGCUCGAAAUGUCUGGCGACCCAGCCGUAUCCUGCACCUUCUGGAUACCUCGGAUAAAGAAUGUCCUCUGGCCAGAAGCAGUGCAGACCAACAGCGUAGAGAGCCUUUGCGUGUUCCUAAACAGUCUCAUCAAGCUGAAGCCCUGCAACCCAGGCGUUGAAGUUGGUUUCAGCUCUGCAACGGUAAUAUAUCGCAUGUCCAAUGAUAUCGAAGGUUUCAACGUCUGUGAAUCUUGCCAUGAGUUGUACGUGAUCGGUACAGCUUUCGAAGAUAGGUUCUGCCGGCAAGAGGACCCGAAAGGUGCCACCGCAAUAAUGUGCCAUAUGGGUUAUCUAUAUACGUCUCAGUCUGUGGCCAGAUUCGCCAAACGCGGCAACUGGAACGCAUUUGUGGAGGGAGCUUACGAGCGCCUUAUCCAGCCCGAGUGUCUAGGUACGGCGGUUCAAGCGGACGGUGGAGCGUGGCUUGAACUUUCUCAAGGUGUGGCCGAUCUUUUUGUAACUUGCAAGACCUGUUACAUGGACUACUUGGCCAACGGGGAUUUCGCCAACGAAUAUGCCGCCUCAUCACCACCUCCCGGCCCGAACCAUCAGUGGACAUGCACUCUUAGUCAAUUAUCCGUCAGAUGGGCUCUGGAAGCUGCAAACUCAAGGCAAUACCACGCCGUCUUUAUUGAAGCCGUCAGAGUCAUUAGUGGUCUCUCCCCUUGCACUCCGGCCGGAAUUACCGGUGGACGUUGGUUCUCACUGGUAAGAGAGUGUCCUGGUUUCUCCAUUUGCGAGGGUUGUCAUGCUGGCGCCAUCCAGAGCCGAGGACUAGGCUAUUUAUUUUUCGAGAUUCCCUUACCGCCCGAGGGACUCCAGACUGCGAUGCUGUGCAGCCUCUGCCCGUCGGCGCCGCGAUUCGAGCGACUACGUGAGAAGCUCUGCGAAGCCGUCGAUACAGGAAACUUUGACGUAUUUUCUGAUUUUGCCGUGAAGUUCGCUCGAGUUCCUGCUUAUCCACGCACCGGCGCUUGGCAAAACGUCAAGUGGUGGGGUUACCUGGGUUUACUCUUUUGCGAAGAAUGCUAUUACGAGUUCAUAGCUAAGACGAGACUGGGUCACUCCCUACCCAUAAAUGAAACCAUGUAUAAGGAGUACCAGAUGUGCCAGAUCUAG
Molecule: messenger RNA, 1446 nt
Organism: Fusarium tjaetaba
Lineage: Eukaryota; Fungi; Ascomycota; Sordariomycetes; Hypocreales; Nectriaceae
Exons: 1
Coding region: 1-1446 (481 amino acids)
Source: RefSeq, a predicted model, not a curated record